This is a messenger RNA of Harpia harpyja (harpy eagle), 1669 nucleotides long. RefSeq names its product cilia and flagella associated protein 73 (gene CFAP73). Bases 62 to 1372 code for a protein of 436 amino acids. The transcript is spliced from 8 exons. Gene Ontology annotation, biological process: spermatid development. The record is from RefSeq and is a predicted model, not a curated record. NCBI's taxonomy places the organism in Eukaryota, Metazoa, Chordata, Aves, Accipitriformes, Accipitridae.
AAGAGUGCAUAGAGGGUGAUGGAGAAGCGAGCGCACAAGGGAUCUGAGUGCGUGGAGGGUAAUGAGGGGAGGUGAGCACACGCGUGGGGGGAGCGAAGGGGACCUGAGGGCACGUGGAGGGGAAAGGAGGCACUCCUGGGGCACGCAGAGAGGAGCAGCUUAUGCACCGUGGGUGAAGCCGUGGGGUCUGAGCCCUCCCUGGGACGUGGCACCCCGCCGUCGUGGGCGAUGCUCAGAGCCGUGCCGGGAAAAUCCCAGGGAGCCGCGGGAGCCUCCGGCUGCCCCUGGCAACAGUGUUGUGCCGCCGCCAUCUCGGCCGCCCCACGUCCCGGCCUCCACGCCGGCCUCUCAGCAAGCAGGAGGCACCGGCAAGAUGGCCUUCGACCUGGAGGAGUAUUUGCGGACGGCUUUCCGGGACAAGCUGCGGCUGCCGACGGUGCCGACGCGGGAUGGUGCCACGCUGCUGCCUUCCACGCGCUUGCUGCUGAAACGGCGGGAGGUGGCGGAGGUGGAGCGGGCGCUGCAGAGCCAGCGGGAGGAAUUUCGGCAGAGGAUGGAGUGCCUGGCGCAGCGCCGGCGGCAGCUGGGCCGGAGGGAAGAGCAGCUCCGGGAUGUCGUCCUCAAAUUCGACGCCUUCCUCAAGGCUUCAGCGGCGAGGCAGGAGCGGGCGCUGCGGCGGGCAGACGAGGAGCGGGCGCGGGCGGCGGGGCAGGGUGCCGAGGCCGCCCGCCUGCGCCGGGAGCUCGAGGGGCUGCUGCGGCGCAGGGAGCGCCUGGCCCGGCGCCUGCGGAGCCUCCGUGGCUUCGGUGACUACCUGCGGAGCGUGCUGGCCGGGAUGGGGCAGUUCCAGGACAUCCCGGCCAUGCUGGCCCAUUUCGGGGCGCUGGCGGGGGCACGGGCAGCCCUGGCGCAACAGGCAGAAGCCAGGCAGGAGCAGCUGGCCCAGGGCUGGGCACAGCUCCGGCGGUACCGCAAGGAGGCCGGCAGCAAGCUCCUGUGCACCAACGACGAGCUGACCCGGCUCCGUGCACGCCUGGAGGCCACCCGCCGUGACGUGCUUCAAGGGGAGUCCCACUGGGCCCACGUCCAGAGCACGGCCACCCAGAAGACCCUGCUGCUGGGGCAGAUCAAGCUGGCAGUGCUGAACCUCUUCCAGCUCGCCACCGCACGGCUCGAGGUCCCCACGGACGUGGCCCUGGAAGACACCGAGGCCCAGCUGGACACGGUGCUGCUCUGCGUGCAGGACCUGGCUGCCAUCUCUGCUGAGCUGCGCCCCAGGCAGCCGGGGACGUGUCCCCCACGCUUGCCCGUUGCCACCGGCAUAAGCCCUCUGCGCCAUGGGGGUGCCAGGGUGCCUCCGAGCCAGGAAUAGCCCCUGGGGACAAUCCCCCCCCAGCUCCCAGGGCUGGGGAGAGGCUGCCAGGGCCAGCGUGGAGACACAGGACCCCCAGCACCUCCCUGGGGAUGGAGGUCGCUCCCUGACAAGUCUGGGAACCCCCAUAACGAGAGGCGACGCAGACGGCAGUGGGCACGCCGGGAUGGCACCGCGUUGGGGCAGAGCCUGCAAGGGGCACCCCGGGCAGCAGGAACCGGCUGCCGCUCACGUUCAGGCUGUUGGGUAUCAUCGCGGGUGUCUCCUGCCAAAAUACAACCCAGCUGCGGAUGCGCA